Molecule: messenger RNA, 4233 nt
Organism: Spea bombifrons (plains spadefoot toad)
Lineage: Eukaryota; Metazoa; Chordata; Amphibia; Anura; Pelobatidae
Gene: MYBL2
Product: MYB proto-oncogene like 2
Exons: 14
Coding region: 119-2362 (747 amino acids)
Biological process (GO): regulation of DNA-templated transcription
Cellular component (GO): nucleus
Molecular function (GO): RNA polymerase II cis-regulatory region sequence-specific DNA binding; DNA-binding transcription factor activity, RNA polymerase II-specific
Source: RefSeq, a predicted model, not a curated record
CACGGGCUCGCUCUCGGCAGCCGGAAGGGGCGUGGUGCUGGUGCGCGCGCAGCAGGCGGGAGAUAGGAAAUAACAAUAAGGCCCGAAAGGUACACCCGGUUUCACCCGAAGAUGCAUCAUGGCUAGACGGGCGCGCAGUGAGGAUCUUGAAGACUUGCAAUAUCAAGACACAGACUCGGAUGUCCCAGAGCAGAGGGAAAACAGAGUGAAAGUGAAGUGGAGUUCGGAAGAGGAUGAGAAAUUAAAAGCUUUGGUGAAGAAGUUUGGACAAGGUGAAUGGAAAGUGAUAGCCAGUCAUUUGUCUAACCGAACAGAGCAGCAGUGUCAGCACCGAUGGCUUCGUGUUCUUCACCCAGACCUCGUGAAGGGCCCAUGGACAAAGGAGGAAGAUGAGAAGGUAAUCGAACUUGUUAAGAAGUAUGGCACAAAACAUUGGACCCUCAUUGCCAAACAACUCAAGGGAAGAAUGGGCAAGCAAUGUCGUGAGCGCUGGCACAACCACCUCAAUCCGGAAGUUAAAAAGUCCUCCUGGACAGAGGAGGAGGAUCGGAUUAUAUGCCAGGCGCACAAACUCCUCGGGAACCGCUGGGCUGAAAUUGCCAAACUUCUGCCUGGAAGGACGGACAAUGCGGUGAAGAAUCACUGGAAUUCAACCAUUAAGCGUAAAGUGGAAACGGGAGGAUUUUUUAAUGCAAGGAAGAGCGUUACUCUGGGGGAUCAGGAAGAGAAGGAAGAUUCUGGUUAUCAGCCAUCUGGGGAGCAGCAGAGGGAGCAGUGCCCAGCCACCCCAGAAAGGAAAGGCGAUGUUUUGGGAAAUAGCAGUAGCUGUGAAUCUCCCAUAUUGCCAAACAAGUUGGAACAGCUCAGUGAGGCGGACGAGGCAGCAAGCUCAGAAUCCAGCUCGGCGCCACCUUCUGUAGGUUCUGGUCCAGAGAAAUGGAUGGUGGAAUAUGUCAACUUCCUGGUGCCAGGCUCUGACAUGAUGGAACCUGACACUGAUGGCUGGUGUGACUUGACAAAUUUUGAUCUGGGAGAAGACUCUGCAGUUAGUGAUGUUGGCAGCCCUACCUGCAGCAUCCCUUCCUCCGAGAAACCUGAAGGGUCCAGUGUCACCGAAUAUAGACUAGAUGGGCAUACGCUGUCUGACCUGAGCAAAUGCAGCAAAGGGGAGUUAAUCCCAAUUUCUCCCCGGCCUAGUGCUGCCUUUGGGACACCGCCUUCCCUCUUAAAACUGCAAAAGAAGAGAAGGAUCACGCUGUCACCUGUCACCGAAAGUAGGACCAUAGGCAACACCUCUAUUGCGGAGAGCAGCAUGACUCCCAAGAGCACACCUGUAAAAUCCCUACCUUUCUCUCCAUCGCAGUUCUUGAAUUUCUUGUCAAAGCAAGAUGCCUUAGAACUUGAGAACCCUUCACUCACCUCCACGCCGGUGUGUAGUCAGAAGGUGGUGGUGACCACCCCACUCCACAGGGACAAAACUCCCCUGGUGCAGAAGAACUCAGCAUUUAUCACGCCGAACCGGAAGUUCAUGGGAGACUGCGCUCCCCAUACUCCCACUCCGUUUAAAAACGCCCUGGAGAAGUUUGGGUCUCUGAAGCCUCUGCCUCCCACCCCUCACCUCGAAGAGGACCUGAAAGAGGUCUUGCGACGGGAAUCUGGCAUAGAGUUGAUCAUCGUAGAUCAACCGAAGUAUGAGCGACAGAAGAGGAAACCAGGGCAUCCUAACAGCCCUAUUAAAAAGGUGCGGAAGUCUCUUGCUUUGGAUAUAAUGGACAACGAGACAAGGACGGCUACCCUGUCCCUCUCAUCUGCCUCAACAACCAAGGCACAGAAUCAAGAUUGUGAAAGCUUUCUGUCGGUCUCUCUGAACGAGUCCUCCUGUAGCAGCAGAGAAGAGAACAGUCUCCUCAAUCAGGGAUUUGUACAUGUCAAGAGCGGCAGCAGCGCCAACGCGCAGGUUGUCGAGCUGUCACAGCCACAGACUGACAUUGGGGAAAUGGUCAAAACACAAGAGAACGCCUUUCUAAAGACUGAUAAGGCGCUGCUGACAGAGAAGCCGGCCACAGUUGUAAAUAAGGACUCUUGCCCAAGUUCAGCCGCAGACCUAGACUCUAUUGUUGUGGCCGCCUUGAAUUCCAGCAAGGUUGCGGCUUUGAAGACUGAAUCGGCAGUGGAAAUAAAAACAGACAAACCGAAAUUAGGCCGGUCGCAAAGAAUGAAGAUUCCAGAGCCUAUGACAACUGCAUGGAAAACCAUUGCGUUUGGUGGCUCUAAGGACCAGUUGUUAAUGCAGGAGAAAGCAAGGGCAUUAUUAAACUCCUUCAAACAAUCCUCCACCUCGAGAACCCUCAUCAUGUCCUGAUGACUAUAUGACUACAUGCAGUAAAGGACCCGACCAUGUUUCUCUGGAUCACACUUUCCUCAUUCUGAAGCCGUCUUCGAUGCACUUACAUGUUUACCGUAAGUGGCGGAUACUGGCGGCUCUGUACAAGACGGGACUAAUUGAAUUUUCCAGUUUCCCUGUGAUUUCUGCUACUAAUAGGUGUAUUGUUCCUUCACAUGGAGUACAUGGCAAACUAACCACACUUCUGCACAAUGAGGUGACCGGUUACCUGUAAACAUCGGGCUUGGACAUUUAGUUAUAGAAUUCGUACAACGGUAGUCACGGAGACUAAAAUAAAAACUCCAUUGCUAUCAUGGAUGGGGAAGUGGAAAAACUGGAGAGACAAAUCAUGGAGUACUUGUUCUUUGGAUAUGAUUAUCUUGCCUGUGCUAAUCAAGACACGUUCACAAAUUUUAAAAUCUAAUUUUAUUCAAAGUAUUAUUGAAUUCCGUUUUCGAAUUUCGUAAUGCAGAGCUUCAGAGACCCAGCAUGGCUUCCACGCUGUUACGAAGGGCUUUUUUGAGAGUGCUUCUUUAUAAAGGUUUCUAUAUAUGUCCUUUUUUAAAGAAAAGGGGUGAAAAAAGACCCUAAAGACAAAUUUCUGUACAUCUGCUGAACAUAACUCUUGGAAAACAUACUUCACAUUGGAUUUUGGAUGCCAGUUUCCACCUUCUGCGUUGUUUCUCACAGAAAAGCAUUCUGAAAAAUUAACUUGUGUUUUAUGAUUACAAAAAUGUUCACAUUUUUGUGGACUGGCUUUCUCCACCUUUUUAUGGAUUAAAUGUAAUCUAAAAAAAGAGUCCCAGGAGUUUCAAUGCUGACAUCGUACUGAAGUUUCAGAAGAUAACAGGUUCCCUCUGUAUUUCCUGACUGGUCCUCAAAGCCAGAACUGUCUUCCCAGCCUCAUGAAUAUAAAUUACUUGCGUAGUUUAAAAAGGAAAUUCCAAGAUUAAUCUCUAUCAGGACAGCCUUUAGGUAGGUUCACCCCCCCCGGCCCUUUCUUAAGGCUAAAGGGUCACAAUAGACUUUUCCAUGGGCCCAGCAGGACGGCUCUGAUCCCACUACUCCUGCCUGUAUGAUCUUCUCAGGGACCAUCUAUUCUGUUUCCGAUAGCAGAACUCUAUAGGAUAAAAGUUUUAUACCAGCAAGCUUUUUGUAGGGGGAAGUGUCAUUGUCACGGGUUUUAGUACGAUUAAAUUAUCGAAAGGAUCUGUGCCUUGUAUUUUUUUCUUUUUGGCAAUCAGUGUGAAUUAUUUAGAUUAAAAGUAAGGCAACUGUUUUGUCGUACAGAGACAGAGCGGUUUGGAAGUCCCUUCCCUUCUACUACCACAACACGGGGCAAAAAGGCUUCCUACGAGCAGGGACAAUAACCUAAUAAAAGGGGAGAAGUCAUCCUCUGGUGGAGAAGAUAAGAUCGCUGCUCCCAACGUAUAUGCAAGGUAGAUUUCUAGUAUAUAUCUUAUUGACUUCAGUUAAAUGUUGACAGUGUGAAAGUAAGGCAGUGAGCUUGUGACACGCAAUACAAUCAUUAUUACAUGUCCUAUGUGUUGGUGGAAAAAUGUGUGGCCCCCCCAGCUGGAAUUUUGGGGUGUUAUGCUCUUACUCCAGCCUUUACUACUUAUCAAAUUGCAAUUUGUAUAAUCACAAAGCUUCUUAACAUUUAACGUUGAAUUGCUUCCAUGAUUAAACACAACUUCGGUCUCCCCAUUUGCUGAUCUUUGUCAUAAGGAAGGACAUUUUAAUAAACCAUUCCGAUUUCCGUGUGGUUGGGCGGUGGGAUAAGCAUAUUUUUUGGCAGGUAAUUGUAUGGUGCUACCCUUUUCGUUUUUAAUUGCUAACAAAAAUAAAUC